Messenger RNA from Nymphaea colorata (pocket water lily), 1683 nucleotides. RefSeq names its product aldehyde dehydrogenase family 2 member C4-like. The record is from RefSeq and is a predicted model, not a curated record. NCBI's taxonomy places the organism in Eukaryota, Viridiplantae, Streptophyta, Magnoliopsida, Nymphaeales, Nymphaeaceae. The transcript is spliced from 9 exons. The coding region runs from base 48 to 1553 and encodes 501 amino acids. Gene Ontology annotation, molecular function: aldehyde dehydrogenase (NAD+) activity.
ACGAAGAAGGGGAGAGGGAGAAGCAGAUUGGUGAAAGGGAUUUGGCGAUGGCUUCUCGGGAAAGCGACGACCGUUCGGCGAAGGUGAAGCUUCCAGCGAUUAAGUUCACCAAGCUCUUCAUCGACGGCCAGUUCGUCGACGCGGUGUCAGGAAGAGUUUUUGAUACAAUUGACCCGCGAACAGAGGAGGUGAUAGCUCAAAUUGCAGAAGGAGACAAGGCAGAUGUUGACCUAGCGGUCAAAGCAGCUCGGGCCGCCUUUGACCAUGGCCCAUGGCCCCAGAUGUCUGGCUCGGAAAGGGGAAGGCUGCUCAUGAAAUUCGCGGACCUAAUCGAUCAAAAUGCGGACGAGUUAGCCACUCUGGAGGCCCUGGACGCAGGCAGACUGCUGACGUUGACAAAGUGCAUUGACAUUCCAUGCACGGCCGACUGUCUCCGGUACUACGCCGGGGCAGCCGACAAGAUCCACGGCGAGACCCUGAAGAUGCCCCAGGCCAUGCUGGGUCAUACUUGGCGCGAACCCGUCGGCGUGGCUGGGCUCAUAGUGCCCUGGAAUUUCCCGUCCUUCUUGCUGUUCGCAUGCCUGGCCCCGGCCCUCGCCGCCGGCUGCACGGUCGUGGUCAAACCAGCGGAGCAGGCUUCCUUGAAUGCUCUCUACAACGCCCACUUGGCUAAGUUGGCCGGAAUACCGGACGGCGUGCUGAAUGUGAUAACAGGGUUUGGGCCGACGGCUGGUGCUGCGAUCGCGUCUCACAUGGAUGUUGACAAAAUAAGCUUCACGGGGUCGACGGAGGUGGGGAGAUCGAUCAUGGAAGCAGCCGCCAGGAGCAACCUCAAAUCCGUCACCCUCGAGCUCGGCGGCAAGUCGCCCCUCAUAAUCUUCGACGACGCAGAUGUUGACAUGGCCGUCGACCUUGCCAGAACUGCCAUCUUCUUCAACAAGGGUGAGGCUUGUAUGGCUGGAUCAAGGGCGCUGGUGCAAGAGGCCAUAUAUGAUGAGUUUGUGAGGAAGUCCAUAGUAAAGGCAAAAGAAUGGGUGGUUGGAGACCCCUUUGAGCCUCAUGUCAACCAAGGACCCCAGAUUGAUAGGAAGCAAUUUGAAAAGGUCCUUGCAUAUAUAGAACAUGGCAAAAGAGAAGGAGCAACUUUGCUUACAGGUGGUCGAGCUUGUGGUGAAAAGGGUUUCUACAUUGAGCCCACUAUCUUUGCUGAUGUUGAGGAUGAUAUGAUGAUAGCGAAGGAUGAAAUAUUUGGCCCUGUUUUAUGCAUCAUGAAAUUCAAGAGCAUGGAGGAAGGUAUCGCGAAAGCAAACAAGAGCAGCUAUGGGUUGGCGGCAGGGGUGGUGACCAAGGACUUGAACGUGGCGAACACGGUGGCGAGGUCCAUUAAGGCUGGGAUGGUGUUGAUCAACUGCUAUCAUAUGGGUGCCUUCGACUGCCCCUUUGGUGGUUACAAGAUGAGUGGGUUCGGUCGCACCUUCGGCCUCCACGGCCUCGACAACUUCCUCCAAGUCAAGUCUGUCGUCACCCCGCUUUUCAAUUCUCCCUGGCACUAAACUCUUCCUUCCUUCCUUCUUUCCUUGUAUCUCUUCCAUCUCUGCAUGUCGAAAUUUGAUAAAACCUUGCUGUGUAAUCUUAUAAUAUUGAUCCAUGCGAAACUUGAAGUAUUUCUUUUCAAUGAAUAUU